UAAACUCAGCGUGUGUUAUACAACUUAUACAUAACAUAAAGCUACCAAUCUUGUUAAAUAUUAUAAGUAGGCUGGAAAGAACCAACGCAUCAUGGACCAACUUGAAGACUUCGAGAGUUUUUUGAAGAAUGUUGACCAAAUAAGUGAGCUAGUUAAGGAUCUAAAGUCCUCUGAUGUUGCAAUCCAGCAAAAAGCAAUAGAGACAGCUGAUGGAUACAUUGCUGAGUUGGACGAGCCCUGCAGGACAACAGUCAACAAGACUACAAUCAACACAAACACACCAGGUCAGCCUUCCUUGGGCCUGCAGAAUAGAAAUCCAGACAAUUUCAUGAGGAUUAUGGAGAGAGAUGUUGAAGACAGGAGUUUACGGAGAAUUGCAAAAGCAAAUAAGGCACAUGCACUCAAAGACAAGGGGAACGAAGCUUACGCUCAAGAAGACUAUGAAACGGCUGUGAAGUAUUACAGUGAUGGCUUGACUGAACUACGGGACAUUCAGCCAUUGUACACCAACAGAGCACAAGCGUACAUCAAGCUGGGGAAGUACAAGGAGGCCAUCAGUGACUGUGAAUGGGCCCUGAAGUGUAAUGAGGGGUGCAUUAAGGCUUACCUCCACAUGGGCAAAGCAUAUCUGGCAUUAAAGAAAUAUAAUGAGUCCAGAAAAUGCUUUGAAAAGAUGACGGAAAUUGAACCUGCGAGGGAGAAAAUGGUGAAAGAAUACCUGGACCAGGUUGAUUUGGAAGAGGAGAGACAGAGUCAGGAGAUAAAUGCAAUGCAAGAUUUUGUCAUGGGGGAGACGAAUGCCAUAAGAGUGCCCGUGCUGCUGGAGAAGUUGUCUCGGCCUGGCCAGCUUCCCAUGUUCUACUGUGGAGGAUUGGAGACUCUGUCACUAGCAGUUACUGACUGUACAGGCCAGACCCUUUUCAGACUGAACAAUGGCUUCAGUAUCAUCGGCAGCAAUGACACAGUGAGGAGUUGCCUUUUGCAGGAAACAAAGGAUCCAGGAUGCCAGGAGUUGUGUGUGUCUGCUCUGAAGUUAUGGAGGGUUAUCUGUUGUGGAAACGAUGAAAACCAGAAAAUGUUGAUUACGUGCCCAGUCAUCAGACGGUCCAUUGUUGACUUGGUAACAGCCGAGCAUGUUGCAGUGCGGGAAGAAUGCCUGACAUUACUAAGUUUGUACUCACAGACGCCACAUGGCAGACGUUUGGUUAUUGACAACCUGAAUGGGCACAAGUUUGUGAGGAGCCUCAUGGCGUGCAUCUUAAAGCCAAAAAAGCAGCAGCAGCAGAACUCAGCUGUCAAGAUUCUGGAGAACUUCGCGGCAGAAAACAAGCUUCCUCCUCCCGUGAGAACCACCUCUGGCAUCCUGUUGACGCGCCCACUAAAAAGCCUCUGGGUGCGCCGCGACAGAUUUUGCCUUCAGUUAAGGGGCGUGUUGAAAGAAUCUGUCAUUGUGCCAUUUACAACAUUACUGGCAAAUAUCAGCGAGUCCAAUCGGCAGGUCCUUCCAUCACUGAUAUCGGCUGUUGGCUGUCUUGCUCGAGAUGAUGUCAUUCGUCACAAAUUAGCCCAUGAUCCAGAAUGUUGGAAGGCUUUUGUGGUCGCCAUUAGGCAAUGCAGUGCGAGUGAUUACAAAGAAAUCCUUUACCCUAUGCUUGGGUUGAUCAUCAACCUUUCAACUAUCACCUCUCCAAUCAUUAAGGAGCAUGCUGUCUCACUCUGCGACUGCACCCUGGGCCUGCUGAGGGAUAGUGACGGAGAAGUAAUAACUAGAGCCACGGGUAUGCUGAGCACUGUCCUCCCUCAGUCCCCUGAGGCCGUUCAGCAUGUUGUUCAGGGGGGUGUGGUCCGGCUCAUGCUCCCCCUGCUGAAGGGAACAGGGCAGACUGCCACUAAGUAUGCCAUUAAGACUCUGACUCUCUGCACUGCUGUCAGUCAGUCGGCCCGGGAGGAGCUGGUGCAGUCUGAUAAAAAACUGUCUGUUUUACGUCGUUUGCUGGCUUCCAGCUGUGAUGAGAUGGUGUCAGGAAAUGCAGCCUUAUGCUUGGCCCACCUCCUUGAGUUGGAGGGAAUUGCCAGCCGCCUGCUGGGCACUGAUACUGUGCGGCUGCUGCUGCGCCACGCAGCGGGGGACGCUAAGAGGACAGCUGUGCGGCAAAAUGCUGCCAUUGCUCUGGGGAAGUUGUGUCGAUUUGAGCCCAGGUGCCCUCUCACCUCAUUCUAUAAACCACAUGCUGCUGAUUACAUUCUAGAAACUAGCCUGAAGGAGCAUUGAUGGACAAGAUUGAAAGUCCCACUGAUAUGACACUAUGUGAUGUUAUGGUAGUCGGUCACACAUUAGGCAAAUGUACGAGUUCUGGCUCAGCUGGAAAUAUUUAUUAUAUUGUUUGCAUAUCAAAGUCAUUAUUUAAAUAUUGUUUAUUAUACAGUGUUUAUAUUCUGUAUUUUCAUUUUAUUUUUCAAGUUACUGUCACCACUUUGACUCUGCAGUCAUUCUGUGCAUGCGAUGACCAACUAUUGUGUGAAUAACUACUCUAAUGCACAGUAUAUCCACAACAUGACCACUUUUUUUAUUAAUAUCUGCACUUAUUUUGAAUGCUAAAUCAUGAUGGAUAGGCUGAUUGCUGCGUUUGUUUGAUAGCUUAAAUUUGUGUUCAUUUAGUUGAUCAACGCUCCUGUCUGUUGGAUACAUUUUGUGGUUAAAACUAAUGUGUUUUUUUGUGACAAAUUGCAAGAGGAAUUUGUCCAGAGCCCAAGCUGUCAUGAAAUGCUUCUCCAAAGACAUGAAAUGAUGAUUCUCAAAUAGGAAGAAGAUGGGAUGUUUCAAAUAAGUUAUCGUUGUCAAAGUAGUUGUUAAUUAAUGUUCUGUCCAUCAACUAAUCAUAAACAUGACCCAUUGUUUCAACUCAGUAUAAUGAGACAAAUAUUUGAAUGUUCAAAUGGAAAAAAGGGAUUGUAGAAAAGCUCUGGAGGCAGUUCCUUCCACCCCAAUGAUUAACUCCAAAUGAUGUGCAGUUCAUUGUAUUCAGUGGGUCUUCAAUCAAGGUUUAAAAACAUAUAAGCUAAAUUGGAGCAAGGAAAUGCUGUCAGUUGAAUUUUACCCCACUGAACAUACUUUCAAUGUGCUUUCAAUUGACAUCCUCCUUUCUUCAAUUCCAGACAUAUCCACAAACUUCGGGAACUUCACGGCCUCGAGAUCCUGCACUCCUGUAUGAAGGUCAUCCCAUGAACCCCAUAACACAUUUUUAUAAUAUCUUUGCUUUCAUCAGUCUUGUCCUUUUAUCUUAGUGUUAGGCUUAGAUGACUAAUCUCUAAAAACACCAGGCCUGGUAGUCAUAAGAUUUGUUUUCUCUUCUUUAUAAUUCCUUAUCCAAACACUGAUCCUUAACUGCUAUUCCAAACAAUACCUAUCAUUUUUCAAAUAUGUUGUAUAUUUUCUCUCUCUUUUUAAAAUUCAGAUUCUAAUCGUUGUCUGAUUCUGAUUACCUUGUAAAAAAAAAAUCAAAUAUACUUUGCCUUUUUUAUUUUUCAUGCCCAUUAAAAUGUAUAAUUUUUGACAGAGAACUAGUGUGUGCAAAUGAUGGAGUACACUACUUGCUUGUGGGAGAAUUAACACAAUUUAUAAUAGAGUGUUUGUCCCUCUGCAAUGUCGGUGCCUGCCUUUGGUAUAUUUCCUUUUGGAUUUCAUUCCAAAAAGGAGCAGUUUAGUCCUGAAUAUAUUAUUAAUCUGAAGAAACCCUCCGUCAUCUGUGUGGAUUCUCUGGAUGGCAGUACUGGAAGGAUAAUUAAUCGUGUACAAACACAUUUGCGUUUUAAAGACUGUUUACAGUUUGACUUAGGUUUGGGGUCUUCCAAAUUUGCAGUUAUUUUGAAAUAAAAGCUGUGCCCAGGAA
Messenger RNA from Gymnodraco acuticeps, 3890 nucleotides. It is a transcript of the gene ttc12, whose product is annotated as tetratricopeptide repeat domain 12. The record is from RefSeq and is a predicted model, not a curated record. Gene Ontology annotation, molecular function: protein binding. Bases 92 to 2272 code for a protein of 726 amino acids. The transcript is spliced from 21 exons. NCBI's taxonomy places the organism in Eukaryota, Metazoa, Chordata, Actinopteri, Perciformes, Bathydraconidae.